AUGCCUCAUUUAAGACAUGUUAUACAGAUCAUCUGUGCCUGUAUUUGGUGUCUAUUGGCAUCCGGUAUUAUAUUUGGCUUCGCAGCUUUAAAACCAGUGUUAGUACAGGAGGGUGUAUACGCAGAUGUGUGCCCAACAGGCUACAACAGUAAUAUUGACGAACCAUGUCAACAACAAGAUAUGAAAUUGAAUUCGAUGUUCACUGUCAGUUCUGCAUUAACAAAUAUGAUGGCUUUGCCAGUGGGAUGGAUCCUAGAUAAGAAAGGGCCCCGUGUCUGUGGAUUAAUCGGGUCAUUUAUUUUAUUUGCAGGUUGUUUGAUGUUCAUAAAUGGUAACUCAUUAAAGUCAUAUGUCGAUUCGUACUUGAUAGGUUAUGUGGCGCUUGCCAUUGCGGGGCCAUUUGUAUUUAUUUCAUGUUUCCAAUUAGCAAACUGUUUCCCUAAAAGAUCUGGUUCUAUUUUAGCCCUAUUGACGGGAUCUUUUGAUAGUUCAUCUGCAUUAUUCUUGGUAUAUCGUUUAACAUACAAGAAAUCUCAAAAUACGUUCUCCCUAUCUAAAUUUUUCAAAUUAUAUAUGCUGGUUCCAUGCUUUAUCUUCAUUUGUCAAAUUAUGAUUAUGCCUCAUACUUCAUAUAAAACGCUUGGAACGGUAGCUAAACUGGGAGUUGAGGAAUUGGAUGAAAAUGGUAAUAUCAUUAGUGAUGAACCUGUGAUUAACAGUGGACAAGAAGGACGAGAAAAUGAUCACAAUUCUCGCAACGAGGAAGAACCACUUCUAACACGUCGCAAAUCUAAUCUUGAGAUUGCUGCUGAAUCAGGGCUUAAACAAAGUACAGGUGGUAUAUUUGGAAUUUUGCACGAAAAUACAGCAUUGGAACAAAUAUCAUCUCCUUGGUUCUACUUAAUGCUCUUAUAUGCAGGUAUCAUAAUGGUUAGAAUCAAUUAUUUCAUUGCCACUAUAAGAGCCCAAGAGGAGUAUUUAUUAGAUGAUAAGGAAAAGAGCAUAGCAUUAAAUCAUAUAUUCGACAUUUUAUUGCCAAUAGGAGGAGUGGGAGCAGUUCCAUUUAUCGGAAUGAUCCUAGAUAAUAUGAAAACUCUGAAUGUUAUUAAACUUUUAGGAUAUAUCAGUGUACUUGUUGGUGGUUUGGGUAUUAUAACACACUCAUUUACAUUUAAUUUAGUUGGGAUUAUUCUUUUUGCUCUAUAUAGGCCAUUUUACUAUACCGUUGUAUCUGACUACUGUUCAAAAGUAUUCGGAUUUACCACAUUCGGAACAGUUUAUGGUUUAUUAACUUGUCUAUGUGGUAUAUUUUCUAUAUCACAGAAUUUAUUAGACAAAUGGACUCAUGAACAUUUUAAUAUGGAUCCACGUCCAGUUAAUAUAUUUAUAGUAGGUAUGACUAUAAUUUUCGGAUUAGCAUUAGAGAAAUAUAUGCAAUACCAAUUAAAACGGAGAACUACAGAAGAGGCUUCGAGGGAAUCUGAGGAAUAG
This is a messenger RNA of Maudiozyma saulgeensis, 1491 nucleotides long. The record is from the annotation of a GenBank genome assembly. NCBI's taxonomy places the organism in Eukaryota, Fungi, Ascomycota, Saccharomycetes, Saccharomycetales, Saccharomycetaceae.